Molecule: messenger RNA, 1855 nt
Organism: Olea europaea var. sylvestris
Lineage: Eukaryota; Viridiplantae; Streptophyta; Magnoliopsida; Lamiales; Oleaceae
Product: 3-hydroxyisobutyryl-CoA hydrolase 1-like
Exons: 6
Coding region: 1-543 (180 amino acids)
Biological process (GO): L-valine catabolic process
Molecular function (GO): 3-hydroxyisobutyryl-CoA hydrolase activity
Source: RefSeq, a predicted model, not a curated record
AUGGCGUUUCAGGUUUUGGUGGAAGAGAAAUACUCUACGAGAAUCUUUACACUGAACAGGCCUAACCAACUCAAUGCAGUUUCUUUCCCAAUGGAAUCUCGGCUGUUGGAGCUUUUUCUUGCUUGUGAGGAGGACCAUUCUGUCAAAUUGAUAAUUUUGAAGGGAAAAGGAAAAGCUUUUUGUGCUGGAGGUGAUGUUGCAGCCGUUGUUCAUGGUAUCACUCAAGGUAAUUGGAGACCUGGAGCAAUUUUUUUCAGAAGACAAUACAUCUUGAACUAUGUGAUGGCUACAUACAGUAAACCUCAGGCUUCAAUUCUCAAUGGAAUUGUCAUGGGAGGAGGAGCAGGUGUUUCAAUACAUGGUAGAUUCUGUGUUGCUACAGAGAAUUCGCUUUUUGCUAUGCCUGAAACAGCGUUGGGUCUUUUCCCAGAUGUUGGUGCCUCUUACUUUUUGUCAAGACUCCCUGGAUUCUUUGGUAAUUACUGUUAUACUCUUGUGUUUCUGCACAUUUCUAUAUUAAGGUGGAUUGCAUAUUCUUCUUAGCUAUUUACCUUAUUCUCAUAUCUUGAAUGCUCCAUCCUCUAUCUCCUGUUAGAUUGGAUGCUGAGACUAAUCAUGGAUUUAUGAUGCUAUUGUAACAGCAAUAAUGCAACAUUAGAAGAUGAGCUAUAUUCAACUUGAUAAUUAAAUAUUAACAAACAAUUUUUUACAUAAUAAAGACCUUGAAGGCAAUAAUGUGGGAAUACUAAGAAGAUUAUUUUAUUCUUUUGUUUCUUUGAUAGGCAGCAGAAGUCCAUUUUUUGGAUUUCUUGUAUAAAUUAGAUGUUUCUUUGACAAUUCUGAGAAUUCUAUAAGUUUGAUAUAAAAAUUUUGUUGGUUGCAUAGGAUGGAUAGUCCAAAAGAUGUCCAAAUUUUAUAUUUGGACGUGGAGGGAGGAUGUUUGAGCUCAUGACACUAGCUGCAACAUGCUGGUAUUUGUGGGUGACAUUUCCUCCUAAAAGUUUUUGACAUUUCUUCCAUUAAACCACAAUUUGAGCUUAAAUCUUUCGACAAGAAUCCAAGUUUGAGUCAGUAGCCUCUGAGCCUUCUACUUCAACCUCUAGUCUUAUUUAUAAGAGAGUGAGUGAGAAGUGUGUGCUGCUCUGUAAGCAAUAUAUUUGUAUAAUGUUAUAUACUCCUAUAGAUGUGAGACUCAGCUGGUAUCCUCUUUGGGCAGUAGAUAAGAUAGAAGAAGGGGCUAGGCUCCCGGUGGAGGAGAGGAGACGGUUAGGAUAACGAAUCUUGUGGGAAGGGCAAUAUAAUGGAUCCCCUACAUGAUCUACUUCAUGUGGAUGCUUAGAGUCUGGCAACUCGAUGAGAUUUAGUUCUAUCAAUCCUUUGAGUAAGUCAUUUACUUCUUCGUCAGGAAUUAAAACCUUGGGUGGUAUAUUGUAUUGUGGUUGCUUAAAUCAGUUUAUUCACUCCUUCCUCAGCUUCUCAGCACAAAAGAUUAACUCUGCAUAAAAACUUUCUUGAGCCAUACAUUGGAUGAGAAAGAAACCUUUCAAAUUGAAUCUAAAUUUCCUGAAUAUUACCUUGCAUGAUGUACCUAAUCAGUUAUUAGCAUAAAUUUUUAAAAAUAUGGAAUGAUAGGAGCAUCCUCCAUGAGAUAUGUAUGAAAAUUCUGAUUAAUGUCCUCCAUAUGGUUGAUUAUGAAUCAGAUAUGCUCUAGUUUACCAUUUAUCGGAUUGGAUUAUUAGUUUGUUGAUUAAUUAAGGGGGAGGGGUACAUUAGGAAUUCUCUAGAGUAACAAAUUAAAUAAAUGGGGAGAGUGGGAAGUCUUAAAGAUAUUCACGUUGCAACAGAGAAAAGUCUG